CCAUGAAAUCUAUUCUUAUCGCCAUCGUCCUCCCCCUCCUCUCUCUCCUCUCUGUCGUCUCCUCCUUUGAAUAUUCACCCAACCCUAAGACUAUCGUCGUUGCGAUUGACGGUACUGGCUGCGACAAGAGUUACUCAGCCAAGAAUACCAUCGUCGCAAAGACCGCCGACUUCCUUGACACCGACAAUUCCAUCGUGAAGUAUAUUCCCGGUGUUGGAUCUCCGUGGAACUUCUUUGACAAGAUCAUUGGAGGAGCUCUGGGCCUGGGCAUCAAUCAGAAGACUCUGGAGGGCAUUCGGCCAAUUAUCGACAACUACCAAUACGAUAGUAGGAUCAUACUUACCGGGUAUAGCCGUGGCGGUCUUGUGGCAUACAAAGUGGCCUCUUUCCUCGAUGCUGUUGGCCUCCCGCCACGUGGCACACCAAAUAAAACCCUCGAAGUCCUCUUCCUUGAAUACCUCAAACUCCCCAACAAUGACGAUGGGAAUACAGAUGCUUCAGUGCUCAAAGGAAAAUAUGGCUGUGUUGAGGUCGAGAUCGAAGCCUUAGCACUUUUUGAUCUCGUGAGUACUGUCGGUCUUCCACGAACGGGGCUCCUCAAGUACUUCCCAAGAUGGCACUCCAAGCAAGACACCAUCUUGAUGCGUUUGCCAAACAAUGUGCGCCACGCUUACCACGCAAUGGCGCUCCACGAAGAACGCCCGCCUUUCGUUAACUCCCUCCUAUUCACUGAUCCCACCAACAAACCUCAACAGGAGCUCAACCAGACCUGGUUCCCAGGCAGCCAUGCGGACCUGGGCACCGAUCACCAUCAUGGCGCUGGUGCCCUCAACGACAGUCCUGCGGCAUGGGUACUCGCCAAGAUCGAACAACUGGGUAUUUCCACCAACAAAACCGCCAUCAAUCAUCGCUUUGGCCAGGUAAUAAGAAGCUCCAGCCUAGACUUCAUUACCCGCAACGCAAAGAGAACACAUAAGGGUGUAAUGAAGACCAUGGGCCGCGAACCUCGCGUUCCGAAUAGGUUCAAUACGACAGGAAAAACCACCCACGAGUCCAUCUCCUGGACUGUGAACCUGCGUGGCUCAGGCGCAAAUGAGGGCCAAGAUGCUGUUCCAGACCACUACUUCCCUGACAUGGAUCUCGGGUUACCAACUCACGAAGUCAACUUCGACGAGACUGUGUGCUAUGACCAUGAGAUGGGGAACGGGACUACAAUUAAAGAGAUGUCCCCAAGCAUCGCAAUAGCGGCGAAUCCAAUGAUAGAUAGGUACUGGAUUUCGCGUACCUCUGGCCAGAAACUGCCCAUCAUGUCGCCUAUGGCCGCUGAAGCACGAUAUCUCAGUUUGUGCCUCAAGCUGCAAGUUGCGGGGCUGCGGUGUCCCUUCUUGAAUGCGUAGGACUGGACAUGGAUUGGCGUGGCCUGCGAUCGUUGUGAUCCAGGCCAUUGAAAACUACACGAGGUCUGGAUAUGGCGGAUGAGCGAGGCGUUGGAUAGGGUUCUGGAUAUGGUAUGGUUUGGCGUGGCCUUUUUUUUU
Hyaloscypha bicolor E is the source of this 1535-nucleotide messenger RNA. RefSeq lists its product as uncharacterized. The record is from RefSeq and is a predicted model, not a curated record. The transcript has 7 exons. Lineage: Eukaryota; Fungi; Ascomycota; Leotiomycetes; Helotiales; Hyaloscyphaceae. The annotation marks the transcript as partial.